UGUGUGGUGUCCGUCCAGGUCAGAGAAACCAGCAGCAACAGUUAUCGCCGUCGAAGCAGCGUGGUCGCUUCUUGGCUUUUCUUCCUGCCUGGAAGGUCGCCAUGUGGGGCUUGUGGCUGGCUCGGGCGGGCCUUCCCCGCUCACAUCAUUCUGUAUUGUUUGGGCCAAGACUGUGGCGAUGGACAAGCGGUUCUGCAAAUGAAAGAGCACUGCAAUUCAAAAGUGGGGAUAAAAUCCAUGGAUUCACUGUAAACCAGGUGACAGUAGUUCCUGAAUUUUCCUUGACGGCUGUUAAACUCAACCAUGACAAGACAGGAGCCCAGUAUUUACAUGUGGCACGAGAAGACUCCAACAACUUGUUCAGUGUUCAGUUCCGGACGACUCCCAUGGACAGUACUGGUGUCCCCCACAUCCUUGAACAUACUGUACUGUGUGGGUCAGAGAGGUAUCCUGUCAGGGAUCCCUUCUUUAAAAUGCUGAAUCGGUCGCUCUCUACCUUCAUGAAUGCGUUUACAGCUAGUGAUUACACCCUCUAUCCGUUUUCUACCCAAAAUCCCAAAGACUUCCAGAACCUUCUCUCUGUCUACCUGGAUGCUGUGUUCUUCCCUUCUUUGAGGCUUCUGGAUUUCUGGCAGGAAGGCUGGAGAUUGGAACACGAAAGCCCAGCAGAUCCUCAGUCGCCAUUAACCUUCAAAGGAGUUGUGUUUAAUGAAAUGAAAGGAGCUUUUGCAGAUAAUGAGAGAGUUUUCUCUCAGCACCUUCAAAACAAGAUUCUUCCUGAUCACACAUACGCCGUUGUGUCUGGUGGUGAUCCAUUGAAGAUCCCUGAUCUCUCCUGGGAACAACUGAAACAAUUCCAUGCUACUCAUUACCAUCCCAGCAAUGCAAGGUUCUUCACUUAUGGGAACUUCCCACUAGAGCUACAUUUGAAACAAAUUCAUGAAGAAGCUUUGUGUAAAUUCCAGAAAAUUGAACCCAAUACUUCUGUUCCACCCCAGCAAAUCUGGGACAAGCCUAGGGAACACCAUGUGACAUGUGCCGUAGAUUCAUUAGCUACUGACUCUAAGAAGCAGACAAUAGUCAGCGUCAGCUACCUCCUAGCAAAUAUUACAGAUAACUUUGAAACCUUCAUGUUGAACUUUUUGUCUUCUCUAUUGGUUGGUGGCCCAAAUUCUCCGUUUUAUAAAGCUUUGAUCGAAGCUGGCCUUGGAACAGAUUUUUCACCAGAUGUUGGGAUUAACUCCUCUACACGAGAAGCUUAUUUCACUGUAGGCCUUCAAGGGAUUUCCGAAGAAAGCAUAGACACCAUAAAGCAAAUUAUUGCUAAAACUAUUGAUGAAGUUAUUGAGAAUGGAUUCGAGAAAGAAAGGAUUGACGCUUUACUCCACAAAAUUGAGAUCCAGAUGAAGCAUCAAUCAACCCGUUUUGGACUUGUCUUGGCUUCAAAUAUUGCCUCCUGCUGGAACCAUGAAGGAGAUCCUGUUGAUCUUUUGAAAAUAGCAGAGAAAGUAACUCAGCUCCGGCAUUGCCUUAAGGAGGACCCUCAUUUCCUGCAGAAGAAAGUAAAACAAUACUUCAAGGACAACCCACACCGAUUAACACUCUCCAUGAGUCCAGAUGCAGCUUUCCAUGACAAGCAAGCAGCUGCAGAGGCAGACAAAUUGAAAGAGAAGGUUGAAGCCCUUUCAGAAGAAGAGAAGAAACAAAUCUAUGAGAAAGGUUUGGAAUUGCUUGAUCUGCAAAGCAAACCUCAAGAUACUUCCUGUCUUCCUGCUCUGAAAGUUUCAGAUAUCGAACCAAGGAUUCUGUUUACUGAACUGGAGAUGGCAUAUACAGCUGAGGAUGUUCCUGUCCAGUACUGUGCUCAACCCACAAACGGCAUAGUUUAUUUCAGAGCCAUUUCCAGCCUGAACACACUCCCGGAAGAGCUUCGGCCUUAUGUUCCACUUUUUUGUAGGGUCAUCACCAAGAUGGGGUGUGGAGCAUUCAACUACCGAGAACAGGCUUUGGAAAUAGAUCUGAAAACAGGUGGCCUUUCUGUUAGCCCACAUAUCAAUGUAGAUGACUCCCAUCUAGACAUGUAUGAACAGGGUGUGAUCUUCUCUUCAUUGUGCCUGGAUAGAAACUUGCCUGACAUGAUGCAUCUCUGGACUGAAAUAUUUAACAAACCUCAUUUUGAAGAUGAAGAGCAUUUCAAAGUCUUGGUUAAAAUGACAGCUCAAGAGCUAUCAAAUGGCAUUCCUGAUUCUGGACAUAAUUAUGCCUUAAUUAGAGCAAGCAGGACUCUGAACCUUGCAGGAGAAUUGCAAGAAAUGUUUCAUGGCAUGGAGCAGGUGAAACUGAUGAAGCGAAUUGCAGAAAUGGCAGACAUUAAGUCUGUGCUCCGAAAAUUGCCACGUAUCAAGAAAUACCUUUUAAAUAGUGACAACCUGCGAUGUGCGGUGAAUGCUACACCUCAGCAGAUGCCAGUUGUCACGAGAGCUGUGGAAAAUUUUGUCCUGGGAAUUGCCAGAAGUAAAAAGGAACGGAAGGCUGUCCGUCCGCGCAUAAUUGAGAAACCUUCAGAUUCCAAAUCUGCUAGCAGUGAGGCUGGUUCCCAGAUCACAAGGAAACUAAUUACGGAUCCCACUUUUCAACCCUGUCAAAUGAAGACCCAUUUUCUGCUUCCCUUCCCUGUAAAUUAUGUGGGUGCUUGUGUUCGCACUGUGCCUUUCACAACCCCAGAGUAUGCAAGCCUUCGCCUCCUGGCCCGUUUAAUGACAGCAAAAUUCCUGCAUACGGAAAUCAGGGAGAAGGGAGGUGCUUAUGGCGGUGGUGCUCAUAUCUCUCAUAACGGGAUAUUCAAUUUCUACUCCUAUAGGGAUCCAAACUCCAUGAAUACUGUGGCUGCUUUUGAAAAGGCUGCAGAAUGGGCCAAGUCAGGGAUGUUUACUCAGCAAGACAUCGAUGAAGCCAAACUUGCUGUGUUUGCAUCAGUAGAUGCUCCAAUUGCUCCGUCUGACAAAGGGAUGAAUAAUUUCUUAUAUGGGAUCUCUGAUGAGAUGAAGCAGAGGCACAGAGAACAUCUUUUUUCUGUCUCCAGAGAGAGCCUGAUAGAUGCAGCUAACAAAUUCCUCAUUGCUGGGAAGAGUACAAGAGGACUGGCUAUUCUUGGACCAGAAAAUCCAGAAACAGCCAAGGAUCCUUCCUGGGUUAUACGAUAAAACAGCAAGCCAUAAAAGCCAUCUAAAGAAAGUCAUAGAAGGAAAUAUAACAGGAGCAAACUCAUGCCACAAUUAUCAAAGUAGAUUUUGUGAAAAAGGACUGUAAAAGUUUUACUGAAGCAAAAGAUUACUUGCAUCAUGUCAUCCCAAAAGAGCCCGAUACUAGUGCUUUAUUUUGAAAAAGUACGUGGAUUUGAAGUUUGUCACGGGUCCACAUUCUCUUGACCCCACCAAUCUUUGUCUUAACUGCAGCAAUUAUGCAACAAAUAUAUAGUAUACAAAGCUAAGGUUACCGCUAUGCUUUUUUAUGGAGCAGGUUUGAGGUCUAUAUUCAACCAUAAUACUAGAACACAGUUCCAGCAUUUGGGUGUAGAUCCAAGAACAUCUGCAGCAGUUAGAGCUGGAUUGGGAAUUCAUACAAUUCACACACUAUCCCAAAUUAGAACAUACAACUACUGGCACAAAAUCAAUGAAAUGGACCCCCCAAAUUAUUCUACUUGAGCAAAUAAAACCACAAUCACAAAUCUCCUGGAUCACUAAACUAAAAAAAUGUGUAAGAAGCUGUAGUCUUCCUGUCUCUUGUGUAACAGGAGAAUGAUUUUUU
Messenger RNA from Pseudonaja textilis, 3807 nucleotides. It is a transcript of the gene PITRM1, whose product is annotated as pitrilysin metallopeptidase 1. The record is from RefSeq and is a predicted model, not a curated record. Lineage: Eukaryota; Metazoa; Chordata; Lepidosauria; Squamata; Elapidae. Gene Ontology annotation, molecular function: metal ion binding; metalloendopeptidase activity. Gene Ontology annotation, cellular component: mitochondrial matrix. Gene Ontology annotation, biological process: protein processing.